UUAUGAACAUUAGCUACUGUUCAGUUAGCUAGUUAUACAACCAACUAUCAAACUUUUGUGUUGGACCGAUAAAACAAUUCUGAUGAGGGGGAAGCGACGCGCUAACGUCAACGGUUAACGUUAGCAUGUUUUUACAACUUUAACUUACGUAAAACAAUACCUAUCUAAGAUCAUUAUUGAAGAAUGACACCUUCAAAUAACAGUAAAUGAGACGAAAUAUGCCAACUUGAGCUAGCUAGUCUGCCAUCUCAAAUGAUUUUGAGAUGUGUCGUGAUGAAUCGCAUUUCCUAGCGAGCUACAGUGUUGGCUAGCUAACGUUAGUAGAAAAAUCAAUAUAAUGGUAAUUUUGUGAGGUUAGCCAACUGCAUUUUUAACAGUAUACAGUAAGUGUGCAUUUCGCAUGUGUUUCUAGAACCGUAUAUUGAUCAUCUAUUCACGUUUAGGUGGUGUUCUGGCUAUCAGAGCCAGCCUACCUCUGAAAAUAACCCAAGGUCCUUAGGCUAACUGUAACGUUCGGCUCCUUAAGAGUACAUCUCGGGUUAGGACAGGGUCUGAAGUGCAUCUAUAACAGGAGAAGCUUCCCAGGGUGGUGCGGCAGGCUCCAGGUCAUCAGACUGGGCCCAGAGGAAUUGCGCGUGCCCAAUUUGACUGAAGCGUGGAGCAAGUUACCCAAAGGCUUUUUUUCAUAUUUUCAUUAAGAAACUGACAAAACACACCGGUGCAAGAUCAAGUUGACUUACAAAGAGCAAGAGAGGGAGUGCGGUGAUGUAGUGUCCACAACUAAAGAGUCAGUGUGGAAUCUGAGAAGACACGCCUCCCGAAACAUGAUGGUGAAAGGUGACAUGCUAACAGAAAGGAACGAGGAAACAUUCUAGAAGAGUUCCUGGUCCUGGUAUCUGUUUAGCCCCAGCUGGUUGACCACUGUAUCAGGGGCAAUGGAGAGGCCUAUCCAGCCUCUGAAGACAAUAUUUCAUAGGCGAAGUAGUGCAAAACCAAGAGGAGAUGAUAAGAGUUUUGGGCACUUGAGACCGCUCUCUGUUUAUUCUAGAAUGAUAACUUGUGAAAACGGUAGGGUUAGUCCUAGCGGCACUAACCAGUCAUGGAAUUCAUCCAAUCCAUUCUGCAACUUGAAAGUAGAGAUUGUGAACAACAAUGCCCCUACAAGACACAAGAGGCGAUUGGAUGACUCCUGCCUUGAUGACACGUACGAGACUACAUACAAAAAGCCCUGCAGUCCUAAGGCCAUCUCCCCAGACCUGGCUUGUGUUGUAGUUUCAUGCAGCAUCCUUCCAGGUGUAGCCACUGUCUCCCCUACCACUGACCUCCAAAAAGUGCCAUCUAGUGUUGAAAAUACAGUCAAAGAUAAAGGUACAUCCGAAGCUGUGAUAUGUGUGCCAAACUCUGAUCAUAUCCAGUGUGGCCAAGCAGGAGAGGCUGGAAGUAGACCGGGUGGUGCUGCAGCUCCAGGCGGCCCCGUAUCAAACGAGUCUGAGGCCUGGUCUGAGACCCUGAGCCAUGAGCCUGAGAAAGUCUCGAUGGACCUUGGUCCUGUUUUUGACUUUGACGUUGACGACAUCAUGUGCCUGAGCCCCAUUGACAGCGACAGGGGGAGCGAUGAGGGCAUUGAAGCCUUUGUCGAUAGCUGCAACAGUUUUUACGACGACUGCACCCGUAACCCCAGUGACGGCGACACCCAGCCCACUAAGCCUUUCUUAGCUCAUAGUUCAACACAGAACCAUGUUUCAAGGGAGGGAUAUGACGUAGGAGAGCGGGAGGAGGGGAAAGGAAAGAAGAUGGUGGGAGAAAGGGGAAAAGAGGGCAAUGGGGAGAUAAACCAUCAGGAGGAAGAGGAGGUUGUGAGCAUUGAGGGGGUUUUUUCCAGGUCCUACCUUGCGGCACUUAAAGCAGGAAAGGACGUGUCUCAGGCUGUGCCACCCCUGCAGCCCCGCAUCUCGUCCAGCCCUUUGUUUAUGGGGAGGGAGGUGAUGCAGAGGCUGCAGAUGGCUGUGUCAGAUGAUGGGGAGCCUCCAUGUCCUCCAGGGUUCUCUGAUCCCAAUGGGGGCCAGGCUAUGGUUUGCCAGCCGCACUACUCUUUCACUUCAGAGGAUGUAGCUUAUGGGUUAUAUGGGGCACCUCUGGUCCCAGUGGAGGGUGCAGAUGAGGGCUUGGAGGGUACGGCAGGGGACGAUUGGAGUAUCGGUGCCCCGAUACUGGAGUCCUCAUUGUGUCACGUUGCCCCAGUGGAGUUCAAUGCGGGUUGUGAGGGAAAUGUGGUGGAGGGGGGGGGGGGUGUGCUUGAUUCAGUUCAGGAGUGCCAGGUCACACUCCUGGCUGAAGAGGUAACCGUGGAGCCCAGCUACGAGAACGCCUUUCCUCUCCAAGUCCAGGUGAGGUCAGUAUUGGUGGUUCCCAGCGUGCAACAGAGCAGCAGCAGCCAACCCUCAACGCUGCCUGAGCAUGUGCAGAAACCUUCUCUGGAGAAGAAUGUUGUCAAGACGACAACAAGACCUGUCCAGAAACCUUCACCUGGACAGAACAUUAUCAAGAACACAAUUGUCCAUAAACCUUCGCUUGGGCAGAAAGUGACGAAGAUAAAACCUGUCCAGGCAGCUUCAACUUCGUCUGACCAGAAAGUGGUCAAUACAAGACCUGUCCAGAAACCUUCACCUGGACAGAACAUUAUCAAGAACACAAUUGUCCAUAAACCUUCGCUUGGGCAGAAAGUGACGAAGAUAAAAACUGUCCAGGCAGCUUCAACUUCGUCUGACCAGAAAGUGGUCAAUACAAGACCUGUCCAGAAACCUUCACCUGGACAGAACAUUAUCAAGAACACAAUUGUCCAUAAACCUUCGCUUGGGCAGAAAGUGACGAAGAUAAAACCUGUCCAGGCAGCUUCAACUUCGUCUGACCAGAAAGUGGUCAAUACAAGACCCGUCCAGAAAACUGCACCAAGGCCAGUGGUCUAUGACAGGGAGGAGGACUGGCAGCGUGAGAAGUGGCUCUAUGUGGACUCAGUCACCAGACACAUAAGGGAGAACAUUGGUGCAGGAGAAGGGGUGAUGACUGAGCUGCUGAACCUGAUGAACCAUGUGGCCGAUCAGAGACCAGGCACCAACGGCAGGCAGUGGCAGCACCCCUCGGAUCUCACCCGCAGAAAUUACCAAAGACGAUUUGGAAAUGACAGAACAAAUUACACUCUGGACGAAUGGCAGAACCAGAACUACAGGAACCACCAGCGCUUUGCCAAUCUCCCACAGAUCUUUGAGAGAAGUCCAGUUCUGUAAAUCCAAGCAACAAAGCAUUUUACCAGAGGAUUGUAUAGGGCAGUACACUUUUAAAUUUGGCAAAUGACAUCACUCAGGUCAUUUGGUGUCUAAGAUUUGAGCUCUUAUAUUGUAAGCCUAGAACCACGGUUAAAACUUGAAUUAAUCCUUUACUUCUUCUCAGCUUUUAACAAUGUCUUUCACUUAUUGUUUUUUGUUUGAAGUUAAUUAAUUUAUCCUCGCUCAAGAUUUGUAUGUUUAUUGUUAGAGUCUUGAAGCCCAGAGAUUAUUAUUAUUAUUUUUUUCAAUUUGUUCGAUCUGAGACAGUAAUAUUGUGGAUUUUAGUGUGAUUAAUCUAUUUUCUUGUUGUACUUGAAUUUAAAUUAUGUUCCUUUCAGCUUACCAUCCAGUAUAAUCAUAACAUUGAUGACAGAAAAGGAACAAAAAUAACGUAAUAGCCAAUCGUUGUGCCUGCCUGUCUCCUGUCUGCACUUAUUUCCUUUUUGUACUGUCACGCCUAGUUUGUGCUAGGCACCUUGUUUGCACAGGCUUUUUUUAAUGUUUUAAAGAACUCCUUUUUGAAUAUUGUGCACAUUUCCCUGGCUAAACUCUUAUUUGUGCAGUUGAAUUUCUUUCCCCAUACAUGUUGCAUUCUUGCUGUUGAAGUACAAACAAAUCAUCCAACACUUUGUUAGUACUUGGUUCUGAUUAGCCCCUUGGUUCAGUUGGAACACUUUGAAGGGACAAUCAAAUCAUAACUGAUCUACACCAUUUCCAAGGUGUGGUGCCAUAUGUAUUGUUCCAGAUGGUGUUCACUUACUGCCUCUGGCCUGUCAUUUGUUUAUUAGCAUAUGCCGGAGUAUUUGAGGCCAUGUUAUGGUUGCUUGACGUUUUUGUUCCAUCUUAGAUUUCAUGUCUAACCAAAUUAAGGGAGUUAGUUUGUCACAUGGAUUAGGUCAACUCUUAAAAUUCUCUACUUUAUCUAUAUUCUGUGCAGCGAAGCGAUAUGGAUUGGCCUUGUAUUGAUGCUUGUGUUGGAGAGACAUCUGUAAACAUAAUCUAGUGU
Messenger RNA from Oncorhynchus kisutch (coho salmon), 4329 nucleotides. RefSeq names its product askopos (gene s100pbp). The record is from RefSeq and is a predicted model, not a curated record. Gene Ontology annotation, molecular function: calcium-dependent protein binding. Lineage: Eukaryota; Metazoa; Chordata; Actinopteri; Salmoniformes; Salmonidae. The transcript has 6 exons. Bases 936 to 3284 code for a protein of 782 amino acids.